AUGGCUCCAUCAGUAGGAUCUCAGCAGCCACCGGUGGAGGCAGAGAUUAAUAUUCAAAACGCCACCGCCACCACUGUUACCACCAGAGUUGAAGAUGAAGUGCUGCCCAUCAAAUCAAAAGUCACAGUUGUGGGCAGUGGGAAUUGGGGCAGUGUUGCUGCUAAACUCAUUGCCUCCAACACCCGAAAGCUUAGCUCUUUCCACGAUGAAGUGAGGAUGUGGGUAUUUGAGGAGAUGCUGCCAACUGGAGAAAAACUCUCAGAAGCCAUCAAUCGAACCAAUGAGAAUGUUAAAUAUCUUCCAGGAAUAAAGCUUGGUGAAAAUGUUGUUGCAGACCCUAACCUUGAAAAUGCAGUGAAGGACGCAAACAUGUUGGUAUUUGUAACACCACAUCAGUUCGUGGAGGGCAUAUGCAGAAAGCUUGUUGGGAAGAUAAGAGAAGAUGCUGAAGCAAUUUCGCUGAUUAAAGGAAUGGAAGUGAAGAAAGAAGGUCCAUGCAUGAUCUCUACCCUAAUUUCAGAACAGCUUGGAGUUAAUUGUUGUGUUUUGAUGGGGGCAAAUAUUGCCAAUGAGAUUGCAGUCGAGAAAUUUAGCGAGGCGACUGUUGGAUACAGAAAACAUAAAGAGAUUGCAGAAAAAUGGGUUCAUGUAUUCAACACUACAUACUUCAUGGUCUCAGCUGUCCAAGAUGUGGAAGGAGUUGAACUAUGUGGUACACUGAAAAAUGUCGUGGCCAUUGCAGCAGGAUUUGUGGACGGGUUGGAGAUGGGAAAUAACACCAAGGCUGCAAUUAUGAGAAUUGGUCUGAGGGAAAUGAAGGCCUUUUCCAAGCUACUUUUCCCUUCUGUCAAAGAUACUACUUUCUUUGAGAGCUGCGGUGUAGCAGAUCUAAUAACAACUUGCUUGGGGGGACGAAACAGGAAAUGUGCUGAGGCUUUUGCCAGAAAUGGUGGAAAAAGGUCUUUUGAUGAGCUCGAAGCAGAGAUGUUACAGGGCCAAAAAUUACAGGGUGUCUCAACGGCAAAAGAGGUUUAUGAGGUGUUAAGCCAUCGGGGAUGGUUAGAGCUGUUCCCUCUUUUCUCAACAGUGCAUGAGAUUUGCACAGGUCGCCUUCCACCUUCAGCGAUAGUCGAAUACAGCGAGCACACUCCCAAGUUUUCCCUUGUGGGAGUAUGGCUCUUAGAGCUUAGAGGCAAAUAG
Molecule: messenger RNA, 1200 nt
Organism: Fraxinus pennsylvanica
Lineage: Eukaryota; Viridiplantae; Streptophyta; Magnoliopsida; Lamiales; Oleaceae
Source: the annotation of a GenBank genome assembly